GGGGCGGCGGGCGGUGAGCGAGGGGCGGCAGCGGCCGCGGGCCGCCAUGACCUACACGGCCGAGCAGCUGGACGGGGUGCAGCGGAUCAAGCGGUGCCGGGAUUACUACGAGAUCCUGGGGGUGAGCCGGGACGCCGGCGAGGAGGAGCUGAAGCGGGCGUACCGCAGGCUGGCCCUCAAGUUCCACCCCGAUAAGAACCGUGCGCCCGGAGCCACCGAGGCCUUCAAAGCAAUAGGCAACGCUUUUGCAGUUCUGAGCAACCCUGAGAAACGGCUCCGCUACGAUGAACUGGGGAGUGACCACGAGCACGUCAGCACUGGCCAGGCCAGGCACUACAAUUACUACACAGAAUUCGAGGCAGACAUCACACCAGAAGAAAUAUUCAAUGUGUUUUUUGGUGGGCACUUCCCUACAGGGAAUAUCCACAUGUUCUCCAAUGUAGCCAGAGAUGCUCACUAUUACCCACGGAGGCACCGGGCUGAGAGGGCGUGGACACAGGAGCCAGAGGAGGAGGAGCACAGGCCACAGAAUUCAUACUCUGCAUUUAUCCAGUUGAUGCCAGUUUUCAUCAUCAUAAUAGUGUCAGUUAUAACCCAGCUGAUGGCCACCAACCCACCCUACAGCUUAUUCUACAAAUCGUCCAUAGGCCACGUUGUCAGCAGAGAAACAGAGAACUUGCAGGUGCCUUACUAUGUUGAUAAAAACUUUGAAAAGAAUUAUCAAGGAGCAGAACUUCAAGAGCUUGAGAAAACAGUUGAGAAAGAUUACAUAGACUACAUUCAGACCAGCUGCUGGAAGGAGAAACAGCAAAAGUCUGAUUUGUCCAAUUUGGCCAAGCUCUACAGAGAUGAGCGGUUAAAACAGAAAGCAGAGUCCCUGAAACUUGAGCACUGUGAGAAGCUCUCCAGUCUGAUUGGGAUGCACAAAGGGGGGUGACCAGGACGCACACCUUCCGUACUUUUAUUUAUUGCUGUUUUAACUUAGGUUUUUCUUUUCCUCCAUGUGAAAAGAAGGAGUCUGUUGUAAAGAGUCUGGAUACCGGAAUCCCUCUGCAGGCAGUGCAGAGAGGGGCCAGCACAAGCUGCAGGGCUGCUGUUUGCUGUAAUAUAUCCUGUACAUUAGAUUUGGUUCCAAGGACCAGUGGCACUUUGUAAAUUCAUUCCCCAGGACACGCUCUGAGCUCGGACCCCGUCUGCCUGGGUGCUUUGGCUGCCCUCCAGGCUGUGUGUGUUUCCCAGGAGAGCUGGCUCCUCACUGCUUCCCACCUUUCCUGUGGAUCUGCAGCUCCCUGGAUCUCCCGACAGCGCCUGCUGGGGCUGGGUGUCACCUUCCCCUGUCCCUCGGGGCUAUGCCGCAGAGCUGGGGUGGUUCCAGUGCAGGAGGGACAGUCCCUGCCCCAGGAGAGGCACAUUCCCAGCUCUCCGAGGGAGGGCUGUGCCCGUCCUGACCACCAGCAUGGGAGUCUGGGAAUUGCACCCAUUCCAGUGUCUGCCAGAUUGUUGGGAAAGCAGAACUGUGGUCAUUCCCUCCUCUGUUUCCAGUGGCAUAUUAUGAAGCUGGCUACUCCAUUCUGGUUUUUAUCUGCACACUCCCCCAGCUUUCCCCAGGGCCCUGCUUUUUUCCAGUACAGUUCUCAUGUAGCAUAUUUUUACUCUGUUGAGCAGCUAUGAAUGUUUCACUGUAGACAUGAUACUGCAAAGAAAAAGAUCCAUGUGGCAAUGUCCUGGUUUUUCUUGAUCCUCCUUCACGCAGCCAGGCCUUGAAGGGCAGGUUGAUGCUGGGUUGUCCUUUUGAGCAGCAGAGAGACCAGAGUUAGGCCAGUGUUAGACCAGAGUUAAGCCAGUGUUGCUCCAGCUGAGCACCAUGAAGCCCCCGAGGCAGGCUGGUGUGUGCCCUGCAUGGAAUGAGCUGCUCUUCCAGGGAAUUCCUGCCCGGGGUGGGGGCUCACAGAACAAGACUGCUCCCCUCUGGCCCUGGGAAUGGCAGUCAGGGACACCUCAGCAAGGCUCUGCUGUUACCACAUGCCUGAAACUUGAGUCACACAGGAUGCACAGGUGGCCUUGGCUGAAACCUAGGGAGUAGAUGUUCAAAAGCUUGGGAAAUGCCAGGAUUAAACCUGCCUUUAAAGCUCAGACUGUCCCUGUACUGGGCACUGGUGCAGUGCUGUAGAAGUCCCAGUGGAUGGAACUGGGGGUACCACAUUGUGUCCCGUCCAUGUCCCUGUCCCAUCCAUCAACAUUGGGAGGUUUGGCAGGAAAGGAUGCUGGAAAAAAAGAAACAAACUUUUCUGGGGUCUGCAUGAAGAUGAGGGGUUGAUUUGAGGCCUGGUGCUUCUGCACAUAAGCUCUAAACAUCCCAGCUGGGAGGAGAAGAUUCCAGGCACAGCAACAGUGCUGUAGUGGGAUGUCAUAAAAGGGAAAAAAGCCCCAACAUAGUGACUCUCUAAAUUGCAUUUUUACGCCCCAUUUGUAGGAAACCUUGUAGGAAUGGGGGGAAGUUGAGUUGAAUUUUUGGGACACCUGGAACAAGAGAAGGACCAGUGAAAAGGGCAUUUAGAGACUGGUGUGGAGCAUUCUUGGUGCAAGAUUUUAAGGGCAACAUUUGGUGAUGAUUCCAGUUUGGUGUCUGGCAAAGCAGGCAGCCUUAAUUCUAGUAUUUCCCACUUUGGAGCACGUGAGUGUACAAAAAGUGAAAAGAAUGUUGCUUUUUGUAUAUUAAAUAGCUUGUAGAAUAUAUUAGAAAUCUAUUAAAGUGGUUGGACUUCGUUGCAGGGUUGGGAUCUUCCCUGUCAUUCCUGUGAGGCUGUAGAGGGAUGCAGGUAAGGAGAUGAAAUCCAGUGACUUCCUGGACUCACAAUGUCCUGCACGGAGCUCAAACUCCUCCAUAGCGUUUUGCACUGAAGCCAGAUUGUUCCUUUCAUCCAAAGAUCUCGAGGACUUGAUGGAGACCUCCUGUGGGAAGCACAAUCAGUUAGGAAAUCCAGGAGGGAGGUAAAAGCAUCCCCAGAAGCAAUAAGUGUUUUGUUCCUAACCAGGGGCAGAGUGCUGUGAGGCGUGGGACCUGUGCGGUGACAAACAGGACAAGUAGUGUUUGUUCAGUGCUCCACAGGAGAAAGGAGAAUCCCCUCUGGAACCCCUGAUGUGGAAAUGCAUCGCUAAAAUAAUCCAAAGGGUACUUGGGAUUCUGUCUGUGGGGCUGUUCCUGGCUGCGCCAAGCGCUCGAACACGGGUUGUGUGUGUAUAUAUAUUUAUUUAUUUUUAAAUUAAAGACGUGACAUGGCU
Messenger RNA from Cinclus cinclus, 3282 nucleotides. It is a transcript of the gene DNAJC18, whose product is annotated as DnaJ heat shock protein family (Hsp40) member C18. Bases 47 to 937 code for a protein of 296 amino acids. The transcript is spliced from 7 exons. Gene Ontology annotation, biological process: cellular response to misfolded protein. The record is from RefSeq and is a predicted model, not a curated record. Gene Ontology annotation, molecular function: Hsp70 protein binding. Gene Ontology annotation, cellular component: endoplasmic reticulum membrane. Lineage: Eukaryota; Metazoa; Chordata; Aves; Passeriformes; Cinclidae.